UUCUUUAAGGAGUUGGAUCGAAUCUUUCGAACUGUUAAUGUACCACCCCCUUAAAACAUUUCAGAACUCAAAGUUUACGUUUAUUUUUGUGUUUAGUGAACCUGUUUACCACUUUGCUUUCAUUUAGGUAAUAAUCUCGCAUCAGAUGAUAUGUAGUUUUUUUCACAUCUCUGCAGUCGAAUAAAACGUUGUGCGAAUCGGUUCGUUUGAAUCACUGAAACCCAGCGAUUCUAAAAAAAGAUUCGGACAGUACUUUCUAUCGCCGAGGCGACUACUAUCGGAGAGUCCGGAGUACUUCGUGCUAUAACACUGCGCUGUAAUCAAUGAUGGGACACCCGAGUACAGAGGCAGCGCUCUUCAAGACCUUUAUAAACGAAACAGACACUUGAGACUGUCGAGAGAGGAACAUUUUGACAUUUUGUUACAUAACGCUCUCAUACAGAAAUCUUAACGCAUACGGAUCCUUCAGUCCGCUGAUGAUGAGGAUGAUGAUGGUCAAGACAGAAUGACAGCUUCUGCUUUUGCAUCGGUAACUCCAUCUUGGCUCAACGCCACCCAAGAACCUGUCAUGAAUCAGACUUGUGAGGAAAGUGAAGACUUCAAAUAUUUGGCGUACAAAGUCACGUACUGUGUCGUAUUCCCAAUUGGAUUUAUCAGCAACUCUGUGGCUUUGUUUGUGUUCCUGUGUCACACUCCAAAGAAGACGGCCAACACAGUAUUUAUGACUAACUUAGCUAUCUCAGAUGUUGGCUUCUCCUUGACGUUGCCCUUCCGUCUGGUCUACUUUUUUAGGGGUGGUCAAUGGGAUUUUCCAGACUGGUUUUGCCGCUGGUGUGUAUUUUCCUUUUACGUCAACCUGUACACAAGUGUAUUGUUUCUUACAGGUCUCAGCGUACUACGGUACAUUGCCGUAGUUCACCCCAUUCGCAACAAGUCCCUAGUUACAGUGCGGAGAGCCAGUCUAUCAUGCUUUGCGAUCUGGAUUUUUGUGGCCUGCUUGUCAACGCCUUUCCUCUUGACAGGUACUUCAGUGCGGGAUGAAAAGACACGUUGCUUUGAACCGGGGGACAUCAAGUCAUGGGAAAUCAUAUUUAUCUUGAACUAUGUGGCAGUUUUGUUUGGAUUUGUCAUUCCAUUCAUCAUAAUUCUCAUCUGCUACGGCUGCAUAAUCUUCAAACUCAUCAAAGGACGGAAAAUCGGGAGUCGUAAGAGAAAGUCCCGCCGACGCGCUGUGUAUUUGAUCGCCGUUGUCCUGAGCACAUUCCUGCUGUGUUUCCUACCAUAUCACGUCGUCCGCACUGUCCAUCUUCAUGCCAUAGUUUUAAAGAAGACCUGCCAGGUCAUUGAGUUCCUCCUAAAAGUUCUGGUCAUCUCAUUGUGCACGGCAGCGUCCAACAGUUGCUUCAAUCCAUUGUUGUACUACUUCGCAGGAGAGACUUUCCGCAUGUCUGUCCGUAGAGCGUCACAUCGUGGAACCGUUAGUUCAUUCAGCCAGAGUGGUUUUAAUCGGUCUUUUCAACGUCGAAGCCAAAGCAGCUUGCAGAAGUCGAGGGGCCAAAGCUUCACUUCCGUACGCCAAGACUGUCUGCCCUGCUCUGUGAACAGCUCCUGCCAGGUUCUAAACAAGAAGGAACCUGAGAGCUGCAAGCCUGAAAAGCAAUGCAAUCAGUCAGACUCUGAAGAAAAGCAAAUUGCAAUUGAUGAAGAGGAAAAAAUCUGA
This is a messenger RNA of Carassius carassius (crucian carp), 1720 nucleotides long. Its product is annotated as cysteinyl leukotriene receptor 2-like. Gene Ontology annotation, biological process: G protein-coupled receptor signaling pathway. The transcript has 2 exons. The coding region runs from base 506 to 1720 and encodes 404 amino acids. Gene Ontology annotation, cellular component: plasma membrane. Gene Ontology annotation, molecular function: G protein-coupled receptor activity. The record is from RefSeq and is a predicted model, not a curated record. Lineage: Eukaryota; Metazoa; Chordata; Actinopteri; Cypriniformes; Cyprinidae.